Syngnathus typhle (broad-nosed pipefish) is the source of this 1561-nucleotide messenger RNA. RefSeq names its product tRNA methyltransferase 61A (gene trmt61a). Gene Ontology annotation, cellular component: tRNA (m1A) methyltransferase complex; nucleus. The coding region runs from base 296 to 1189 and encodes 297 amino acids. The record is from RefSeq and is a predicted model, not a curated record. Gene Ontology annotation, biological process: tRNA methylation. The transcript is spliced from 4 exons. NCBI's taxonomy places the organism in Eukaryota, Metazoa, Chordata, Actinopteri, Syngnathiformes, Syngnathidae.
AGCAAAGAAAUUCUAAAAACCACCUGCUAUUUCUCGUUGCGGUCGACGUAGAUCUACAAAUGAGCUGCGCGAUCGCAUUUAUGGUCUUCCGUCCGCUCCAGGAAGUGUAUUGAUCUACAUUAUGCGUCUACCUCCGGUCUAGUUCGCCCACCUUCCUGUGAACCCGCUGACACAUGUGGCUAUAUGCACGUCUACAUGUUUUCAUACUUGUAAUAGUUGUAAAAAGUUCAUUUUUCGAAGUUAGUGCUCUCUGUGAAAGGUAAAAGAAGCAGUGUUGUUGAUCCGCAGCCGGGUCAUGAGUUUUGCAGAGUAUUCGGAGGAGAUUCGCGACGGCGACGUGGCCAUUGUGUACCUGGGCCACGAGUCCAUGAUGCCGGUGAAGGUGCGGCACGGGGGCCAAACACAGACACGCUACGGCGCCAUUCGCCACUCGGCCGAUCUGAUCGGCAAGCGCUACGGCGCCAAAGUGACUUGCAGCAAAGGGGGCUGGGUGCACGUGCUGCACCCCACACCCGAGCUGUGGACCGUCACGCUGCCACACCGCACGCAGAUCCUCUACACCACCGACAUCGCCACCAUCACGCUCAUGCUGGAGCUCAAGCCGGGCUCCGUCGUCUGCGAGUCCGGUACGGGCAGCGGGUCGUUGUCUCACGCCAUUUUGCGCAGCAUCGCACCAACGGGCCACCUUCACACGGUGGAGUUCCACCAACAGCGGGCCCAAAAGGCAGAGGAGGAGUUCGCCGAGCACCGCGUGGACCACCUGGUCACCGUCACCUGCGCCGACGUCUGCAAGGACGGCUUCGGGGUGGCGGGCGUGGCUGACGCCAUCUUUCUGGACAUCCCCAGCCCCUGGGAGGCCGUGCCACACGCCAAGACCGCCCUCAAAGCGCAUGGAGGUCGCGUGUGCUCGUUCUCUCCAUGUAUGGAGCAAGUCCAGAGGACAUGCCAGGCUUUGUUGGCUCACAACUUUGAGGAGGUGGAAACCUUGGAGGUGGUGCUGAGGGUUCACGAGGUCCGCACCGUCUCCAUGCCGCUUCCCGACUUCGGGCUCGACGCCCCGGCCACCCCUCAGGCCCCGCCCCUUCCCGCCUCCAAUCACUCCGCCGUCUCCUUGAAGACGACCACGCCGCCCCGUGAGAUGCCCGCCCACACCGGGUACCUUACCUUUGCCACCAAACCCAGAACAUAGUCAAGUUUGCUGUUCAAUAACAUUUUUUUUUUUUUAAGUAAUACUUGAUUGCUUGCAUCAAGCUGACAUUACAACUUGUCUUUUUUUUUUUUUAUACGUUUGUUGAAAUUACUUCAGAAAACAAACAUUGAGCAAAAAGGUUCUUGUUUUUAUUCAUUUAUUGUGAUAAAUAUAUAUGUGUAUAAAACAGCACACGUUAGGUGAAAGUUCAAAUGUUUUUUUUUUAAUUCAAAAUGUAAAUUAAAAAAAUACAGUUAAAAAAUUUUUCAUUUUAUUGUUUUUCACUCAGUUGAAUGUUGAAAGACUUUCUUUUAUACAAAUAUAAAAAACACCAAGUAAAGAGGUGACGACAUGUCUUCUCCCUCUUUGGAA